Molecule: messenger RNA, 1374 nt
Organism: Cherax quadricarinatus
Lineage: Eukaryota; Metazoa; Arthropoda; Malacostraca; Decapoda; Parastacidae
Source: RefSeq, a predicted model, not a curated record
AUGGCGGUUCGGAAGCUUUUUUCCCCCAUCAAAUUUGCCCCGGAAAUUAAUUUUGAAAGGUACUCCGGUAUCUGGUUCAGUAUAGAGAAUGUACCGAACGAAUACACUUCUGUAACGUCGUGCUCCAUGACCAACUACACAUGGACAGGUGACCUGAUGACAGUGAUGGAGCGAGGCCUAGACCACGAAGGCAGAAAGGUACAGAGAGCUUCCGUGAUGAGACGCUCUGAAGACCAACCUGGGGUUCUAACAGUCGAGGCUGAUGGCGUGCCAAGCGCUCCUUACGUGGUGGUGGGAACAGACUACGACAACUACGCCUGCGUACACUCCUGCAUGGAUUUCAUGGCGUUCCGUGCAGCGUUCUCCUGGGUGUUCACCAGACAACCCACUCCUGACCACUCUUACCUCCAGCUUUGUCGAGACAUUUUUGAGAACAAUGACAUAGACCAGAGUUCCAUGGAGCCUAUGAAGCAAGGGAAGGACUGCCCAUACGCAGAGAAGCUGAAUUCCCUCUUGGUCUACAGCCAAAGUAUCCAAAGUAAGGCGAAGGCGAAGGCAUUAAAGGACGGUACAAAACUAGUGGCCGCCGUGAGUGUUCCUGGACAGACUGGAGACAGCAUAAACCACACACACCCUCACCACCACAACAAAAGCACUAAUGUACACGAGAGACUGAAAACUUUUAUGGACGACGAAAAGAAGCACAUUGAGGAACUAGAGGAGGAGGAGCGCAGGUUGAUGCGCACACUGGAGGCAGAGCUGCGACGGGAAAGUGAAGAGAUUCAGGAUCUUCGCAGUGAGAUCAUUUAGGGAAAUUAAAAACACCAUUAUGGACAAGAACGAACGAGCGGAAGUGAUAAGCCUCGUCAGAGCAGCCUAGUCGUCUUAGGGGUAGUUAGUGCCCUUCUCACCACGACAUGGCUGUAAAUAAACUAUAUAGGCCUACAUCUACCAGUAUAUAACAAGUUUUCCUAAAGUGUGCUGUGUUCUCCAAGCUUUACCAGGGAGUAAGUUAAGACUUCCGCAGUAUUAUUUAAGUAGCUAAUAUUUCUAGUUUUAGUUUUUCUAGUUUUUUUUUCGGUGUGAAAAUCUGUGUUGGAAAGUUUUGUUUUGUGUUUAAUGAAAAGUUCAGGUUGUGUAGGAAGGUCCGUAAAUCCACCACGACCAUUGAAUAAGGGUGAAGUUCAUGGAUUAAUAGAUUAAUAGUUGGGAGGAGUUGCUUCUGGACAAUUUCAUGCAGUUUAUAAGAUGGAAAGGAAAUAAGCAAAGCAGGAGAGUGCAAGAUUAUGAAUAGGUCAGUCAGGGUGAGUCUUGCAACUGCAAGAACGUACACUACAAAAUAUUUUCAAAAAUAAACUUAAAACAAUAGUUAAA